Candida albicans SC5314 is the source of this 963-nucleotide messenger RNA. RefSeq lists its product as uncharacterized. The transcript has a single exon. The record is from RefSeq and is a predicted model, not a curated record. Gene Ontology annotation, molecular function: DNA binding. The coding region runs from base 1 to 963 and encodes 320 amino acids. NCBI's taxonomy places the organism in Eukaryota, Fungi, Ascomycota, Pichiomycetes, Serinales, Debaryomycetaceae.
AUGAACAACUCAUUUAUACUGAAAGCAAGUCCUGAUCACAGUUCUGCAACAGUAAUAUCGGGAGAGUCUCAUCUACAACAGCAACAACAACAUCAUCAAAAUGAACUAGAUACAGUAGUUACUGCAGCUCAAUUACAACAACUCAAACAGGGCACAUCUAAUAAGCCAUUACCUACAGAGCAAGAACAAAAAAAUACAAUAUUGACACAACAACAUGUCAGUUCAAGUCAACAACAUCAUACAUUUAUGGAACCAUUAUCACAGUCCUCAUUAGUAAAAAACACUCCAAUCAAAUCUGAGCUGAAACGAAAGAACAAACCAGGGAAGAAAUUUGGUGCCAAGAAGAGGUCUUGGGUAUGGACAUGGUUUGAUCAAGAUCUACACGAUACCAACAUUGCCAAAUGUACAUAUUGCAAUAAGGUAAUUAUAAGAUUUGCAUCAGAUAAAGGGUCACCGAAGAAAUUACUUGAGCAUUUGAAAACUCACAAAAUAAAUAUAAACUCAAUCAAUUUUGCUCGACCAGUACCGAUAGAUGGGACUGGGAUGACUUAUUCUAGUUCUGGCCAGCCGUUAUCACAACCUCUGCAUAAUGGCAUUAAAAAAGAACCAGGAAGUAAUCAAACUCAUACUUCUCAGCUUUCUGACCUAUCAUUACAAUUGGCAAGUAGCAGGGAUACUGACAAUAAAGAAAGCUUAAACGGAACUUCUGGUCCUGGUCAGCCGUUCAACUCAUCCAGGUUUCGUAUAAAUGUGGUUAAAUUUCUUACUGAAAAUAAAUUAUCUAUGGAUGUCUUGAAAUCAAACUCUUUUCGACAAUUGGUCUAUGAUUUGCGGCCAGAAUCAGUUAAUGAUAUACUGGAAGUAACGAGUAUGUAUGAUGCAUUUCUAGAAUGUACUCGAUACAGUCCUGCUGAGCCGGGAAAUACCGACUCUAAUUUAAGAGUUAACGGAAGCAAUACAUGA